AAGCAUAAUAUAAUCCAGUGCCUGUUCAGCAGUAGAAGUGAAAUUGGCUCUUUUGCCAAUCUAAUGGAACAGCGUUCCUUCGAGCAAGUGUCAUCGUCAAUCGUGUUAAACAAAUCAAAUAUUCGCCACAAACGUGACAAUUGUCGCAAACAGCAAAUACUGCUUUUACUAUUAUGUUGUUUAAACGGAUCAUUGAAGGAAAGUCGAUGUUGAACGCUGAUGUUAAGGAUAGGUUACCAGAGAAAUGUUCUAGAAGGAAAUCGGAAUGCGACGGUUGUGGGGAACAUUCCACUAUAUUGGAGGAAAUGAUGAAGAUGGUGCUACUUGGUGUAGUUUUGUGGGCAGGGGUUUCGUUCGGAAGUCAUGUUGCUCCUUACCCACUCAACUUAAUUGUGACCACAGAUAUAAUUCAUCCACCACCUAUGUAUGACUUCCCGUUUCCUAGCGCCCAAAUGCUUAAGAAGCUACCUCAUGUGACUACUGAACAUACAAAUAAGUCAAUUACCAUAAGUAAACUAUCAGUUUCGAUGCUUGAACGUUUGGAGCAAAACUUAAAUUGGGCAGGGAUUAAGCCGCAAUCAGGAUCUGCAGCGCAAGGACUUUCUAUACACGGUUUACCAUCAAAUGAUGCAAUGAAGUAUGAGAAAUCAUCUAUGAUUAUAUCAAAAGCAUCGCAAAAUUUGGUUUGGACUAAAUGUACAAGAUACGGCUUGGCACCCGACGAGUGUGCGAGUUUUAUAAGUACGUUAAACUUACGUGAAAGUGAAUAUGGACCUGAAUGCGCACAGUUGGAACGAUUUACGUGUCCGAAGAAUAAAAUGUCAUCUAAGUACCGCAUGUUUGAUGGCUCUUGUAAUAAUCCCGUAAGAUCUUCGUGGGGCCAGGCCCUGACUGGUUACAAGCGUCUCCUGCAUCCAAGAUACGCCGAUGGCAUUGAAGAACCUCGUCGCGCCAUUAGCCAUAAAGAUUUACCUUCAGCUCGGUUAGUAAGCGUAGUAUUAGGAGAUAAUAUGGAUGUUCCCGACAGCAAGAAGACAAUUAUUUUGCCUCUGUGGAGUCAAUUCAUUUUCCACGACUUGGUUCAUACUCCUGUCCGCAAAACAAUUCACACCAACCAGCCUAUUCGCUGUUGUGAUAAUGAUGGUUACAACUUGGCGCCUCGCUACUUGCAUCCUAGCUGCAUGCCAAUCUCAGUGUCCAGCGAUGACCCCAUAUAUGGCAAAAAAUACGUGACUUGUUUGGACUACACGAGAUCCGUUACCACUUACCGCGGUGACUGUACUUUUGGAGCUGCGGAACAGAUGAACCAAGCAACUCAUUUUAUGGAUGGCUCUCAUAUCUACGGCUCGAACAGUCGUGACGCCGCAGCAUUACGCGAAAAGACAGGUGGUCUUUUGAAGACAAGCACAGUUGACAAUGAGGAGUUACUGCCUUUAUCAACAAACCCAACAGAAAAAUGCCUCGUCAAUACUGAUUCUGAUACCUGCUUCAAUACUGGGGAUGUUCGUGCAAACAUGCAUCCGGGAUUGACCAGCCUUCACUCAUUAUGGGUCAGAGAACAUAACCGUAUCGCCAAAACAUUGGCUAAUCUGAAUCCCGGUUGGAAUUCUGACAAAUUGUACCACGAGGCCAGAAGGAUUGUUGUGGCUGAACUGCAGCACAUUACGUUCAAGCAUUGGCUACCUGCUUUGACUGGCAAAGUUUUCGAUGAACUUUACGAUAGUUACGAUUCCGGUUAUAAUUCGGACAUUGAUCCGACUAUCACCAACUCGUUCGCGACUGCCGCGUUCCACUUCGUGAACAGUUUGCUCGAUCAGGAUAUCGAGUUGCUGGAUGAGAACAACAAUAUGACGUCACAUCGUCUCGUACACAACUACUUCAACCCACAAUUACUUGCUCAGAAGAAGGGCCUAGAAAAUCUACUCAGAGGAAUGGUCAAUCAGAAGAGUCAAGGAUUGGACUUGAACUAUGAUGACGAUCUCCGCCACAGCUGGCUGGGUGGUUUAGAUGUGAUGGCGGUGGACAUCCAGCGUGGUCGGGACCACGGUCUGCCCGCUUACGCACACUACCGCGCACUCUGCGGACUGCCGCUACCCACCACUUUUGACGAUCUCAAAGAUGUCAUGCCCGCCCAGACGGUGGAUUCCUUAGCUCGCUUGUAUGAAAACCCGAAUGACGUAGAUCUCGUAGUGGGAAUAAUGGCCGAGAUUCCCCUAGAAGGAUCUCUUCUCGGACCAACUACUACAUGCUUGAUAAGGGAGCAGCUGCGUCGCACGCGCGCCGGCGACCGUUACUUCUACUCGCACGCGGACGAGGCGGGCAGCUUCAGCAAGCGCCAGCUGGCGGAGCUGCGGCGCGCGUCGCUGGGCGCCGUGCUGUGCGACAACACCGCGCUCGCGGCGCUGCAGCGGGACGUGUUCCGCCCGCCCUCCGCCGAUAAUCCUAUCAUUUCUUGCGACGGAAUCAGGAAGGUUAAUCUUGAAGCUUGGCAAGAUCCUUCCCAGCAACCGGACAUCUUGACGCGCACCAACAAGUGGAUCAAAAACAAAGUUGGCAGUAAUUCCACAAAAUAGACUGACAGUCCUUUAUAUAGAUUUAAGAUUAAUAUUUUUGUGUAGCUUUUUCUUGGUCUGCGGUGGUUUGAAUGGAUUUUUUAUUAAAAAAAAAAAAGUAAAAUCAUAUCCAAGUCCAAUAGCUCAAUGAUAUGUUGGUUGAUCAGCGGUCUGAAAGU
This is a messenger RNA of Vanessa atalanta (red admiral), 2731 nucleotides long. RefSeq names its product peroxidase-like. The record is from RefSeq and is a predicted model, not a curated record. The transcript has 13 exons. Gene Ontology annotation, molecular function: peroxidase activity; heme binding. NCBI's taxonomy places the organism in Eukaryota, Metazoa, Arthropoda, Insecta, Lepidoptera, Nymphalidae. The coding region runs from base 174 to 2573 and encodes 799 amino acids. Gene Ontology annotation, biological process: response to oxidative stress.